Molecule: messenger RNA, 1089 nt
Organism: Cetraspora pellucida
Lineage: Eukaryota; Fungi; Glomeromycota; Glomeromycetes; Diversisporales; Gigasporaceae
Source: the annotation of a GenBank genome assembly
AUGGUUUACAACAGUGGACGUACCGACAAUUUUUCAGAAAUUAUAUACAAAAAUCCUCCUCAAAAUCUAACCUUUGAAUUCGUAGAUGAUGCUACAACAUUUCAACGGGGAGAACUAGGGUUAUCAAGGAGCUACUUGAAAGGAAGAUUAAAUUUUGGUAGAAAAAUUAAUGUGAGUUUAAUCGAAUUCACACUUAAAGGAUUGGAAGAAACACAUCAUGUUCCAUUUAGUGGAAGAAUAAAAAACAAUUAUUCUGGUUCUUAUAAAUUAACAGAAAAAUCUAUAAAAUUUCCUAUUGAAAGAAAGGAACUUUUAGAGUUUUAUGAUUUCGAAUUUCCUUUAAAUUCAAAUUUGUCUAGUUCUUUCUUAAUCGCUGACAGAGAAAAAAAUGUAAAUGGAAAAAUAUAUUACGUCUUCAGAGUGACUAUUUCUGAACAGAAUAGUGGAUUUUUUAAUACACCGCAAAAAGAAUCUUGCGAAAUAUUUUGUCCUUUAAGUCAAGUAUUACCUUAUUUUACCACUCUUUAUAAAAAUGUUGAAGGUAAACACAUGGUUUCUAAUGAUGAACUGCUUGAAUAUUCAUUCCAAAUUCCUGAAUAUUUCGGGCUUGGGACUGUAAUUUCCGUUCCUAUUCAAGUUACUUUUCUUGAAACUAAAGUUAAAAUUGUAAGGAUAGAAAUAUCUUUGAAAGAAAUUACAACGUACACUUUUGAAAAUUGUGAUGAAUCAGUUAAAACUGAAAAAAGAUGUUGCCGAUUUUUCGAAGAGCCACAAAGGAUUUCAAAUAGUAACCUUGAACAGAAACUUACUCUAAAAGUUCCAGAAAAUUUAAAUAUAAGCUAUUGCGGUACAUAUAUUCAAAUAGAAUACAAGCUUUGUAUAAAAUUUACGUUGGUUGGUGGGGGUAUCAAUAUCGGUAACGGUGACUUUUAUAAAGAGCAAACUGUAAUAGUUGCAAAGAUUAAUAGUCCUAACAAUUCAGAUGAUUCAGGUUAUUCCAAUUAUUUAAGUAAUUUAGAUAAUUUAAAUAAUUCAGAUAAAUGCAGCAAUGAUGUUACCACUGAAGCAGGACAUCCACAGGAGGAAUAA